Papilio machaon (common yellow swallowtail) is the source of this 4253-nucleotide messenger RNA. RefSeq lists its product as uncharacterized. Gene Ontology annotation, cellular component: piccolo histone acetyltransferase complex. The coding region runs from base 309 to 4253 and encodes 1314 amino acids. Gene Ontology annotation, biological process: regulation of transcription by RNA polymerase II. Lineage: Eukaryota; Metazoa; Arthropoda; Insecta; Lepidoptera; Papilionidae. The transcript is spliced from 16 exons. The record is from RefSeq and is a predicted model, not a curated record.
AUGUAAAUUAUGUGAAUUGUUUCCGCGUGUUUCCUUCCCGCGCACAUCGUGUAAGGUGGAAGUUGGUCAUGGUCGUCCGCCAAACGGAAAGCCGCCAUGAUGGCUUUCUGCAAAGUACGCUCAAUAUGUAAAGUUUCGUUAUUGUUUUUCAUUAAUUGUGACUGAGUGCGUGCAAAAAUUAACCAUGGGAACGAACUAGAGUGUGCAAAGUGCAGUUUACGGUCCUUAAGGACCUUCUAGAGAAGCUAUAAAGUGAUUUAUUAGUGCAUUUUUGUGUCGACGCUAGCGUGUUUUGUUCUGUCAACAAAAUGUCGAAGCUCUCGUUUAGGGCGAGGGCCCUAGAUGCGUCGAAACCAAUGCCUAUAUAUCUCGCCGAGGAGCUUCCGGAUUUACCGGACUACUCGGCGAUUAAUCGUGCCGUACCUCAGAUGCCCUCUGGAAUGGAAAAAGAGGAAGAAAGUGAGCACCAUCUCCAGAGGGCGAUAUCAGGCACGGGGCUCAUAAUUCCAACACCGGAGGUGUGCGAGGUCAGCGACCUCGAGUUCUACGAGAGAUGUUAUCCAGCCGACUACAAAAUGCCCAAGCAGCACAUACACAUGCAGCUGCUGUGGGAGGAGCAGGAGGCGCCGGAGUACGACAUCGACUCGGAGGACGAGAGAUGGCUGAAGCAGCAGAGGCAUCCGGAGCUCACAGAACUAAAGUUCGAGCAAAUGAUGGACAAGCUGGAGCGCAGCUCUGGUCAGACGGUGGUGACGCUCAACGAGGCCAAGCUGCUGCUGGAGCGGCACGACGACCUCGUCAUCGCCGUCUACGACUACUGGCUCAACAAACGCCUCAACACGCAACAUCCUCUAAUCCUGUCGGUGAAGACGGAGCACCGGCCCGGACAGUCGUCGAACAAUCCUUAUCUAGCUUUCAGAAGAAGAACAGAGAAGAUGCAGACUAGAAAAAAUAGGAAAAACGACGAGAGUUCAUAUGAGAAGAUGCUGAAGCUCCGUCGGGAGCUGGCGCGCGCCCUCACACUGUUAGAGAUGGUGUCGAGACGCGAGCGAACUAAGCGCGAGUUGGUGCGUCUCACAGCACUGCUGGCGGAGCGACGGUACGCCGCUGGGGACUUCACCGCGCAGCUGCCCGAACCGGCCAGGCAAUACAAUACGGUGCCAAUAUCGACGUUAAGCUUCCGUCGGGAGGCGUACGCGGUGCAGCACUACCCGCCCCGCGCCCCGCCCACACCCGUCGACCAGCCCAGGCAGCGAGAGAAGCGUCCAUACAAGAGACGGAAACACAGGCACCACGCCGCCGGCUCCACGCAGGGGCUGCGAGAUUCUGGUGUGUGUACAUCAUCAGACGAGGAGGCGAGUGUGUCCGCACCCAGUGGGGCAAGUCCGCGAGCUGACACCUUUGAUGAUGGACCCUUCGCCUUUCGUCGCAAACCCGGCUGCUACUAUGAAAUGCCGACUUCAACUCUUUGUGGCGACCCUGUGGAUCCUGACAGUCCAUCAAAGGAAGGUCUUUUUGAACACGAACUGGAUGAAAGGCAUAGGUUCACACUGACGUCUGUAACGCAACCGUACACGAGGUGUGUUGGGUUCGCGCGGCGGCGAGUGGGGCGCGGCGGGCGAGUGCUGCUUGACCGCAUCGCCACCCCGCUGGACGAUCUCUGGCCAGCGCUGCCAUUCGCCUUCCCCAGCUCCAGCGAACACCGCAAGCUUAGAGACGAGGAGGUGGAAUUGGAAACAAAGGCGCAUCGCACCCCUAAGGAGAUGACGCGGGAUUACCACACGGGCGGGAAGUACCCCUGGCGCUAUGCCUUCCGACGGCAUCUCAAGCGCAACCCAGAUCUCUGGACCGUCGACCUCAAGCCGGAUGCUGAUGUUAAAAUGGAUGCCGACGUCAAACCGGACAAAGUGAAACAGGAGCCAAUGGAUGUCGAUGAACCGUUACCGGACUCCACGUUACCUCAAGAUGUUACAAGUGAUAUUAGUGUUAGUGCGAGAACUAUAGAGAGUGCGGUGAGAGAGAACCUGCAGCGCGUGAUGCGCAAGCGCUCGUGGAGCGGCUGCAGCCACGACAGCUACGACUCCGACGAGAGCCUCCAGCCCGUUGAGAAGGAGUUUGAACAGUUCAUCAAUGAAGUUAAUAAGAAAUGGUUACAUUUUCGACCAAAAACACCACCACCUUCGCCCCCGCACGAUUCUAAAAUGCCUGACGAUCAAUUUCCUCUCACGACGGAUACUCCAUUUUCUGUUGAAUUGAGGCUAGCAGAAGAUCCUCCCUCGGGAGUGCUAGAUCCAUUUAUAACAUCAGAAUUUACACUUGGAGACCUGUUUACGGAGCCCUUAAAACCGGACGUGGACCGCAGCGGAAACGGUCUAGAGGGAGAGGACCUACUCGGUGAUAACUUCACGGGCCUGACUGAGGCGCAAGUGGAGAGCAUUCUGUCAGAAACGGGCCUCAAAGCCAUAGAGGACGUCGAGCUGUCGAAGGACGACAAGAAGAUUGCUAUCAGCGACGAUCUAUUAGAUGAACUGGUGAAAGACGUAGACAAAGAUCCUUUUUUAUUGCAAGGCCAGAGCUCGGAUGGGCGUGCCGGCUCUGGCCCGAGGCGGAAGCGAGCGGAGGAAAGGUUCGGCUCGAGCGUCGUACACAUAUCGGCCGGUAAGGAGCCGAUAUACGCGGACAAGCCGGAGCCCCCCGCGCCGCGCACUCCGCCGCCCACUGAAACGCCCAAGGAGGUCAAGGCGCCCGCACAGCCGGUGCCCACCUCCAAGAUCAUCGUCGAGGAGGUCAACGAAGUGCCUCACAUCAAGGUGGAAAGGAAGAAGAAGGAGGACACGAUAGAGGAGAUCCAGCUGGCGCCCGGCGUGCAGCUGAAGACGGUGCAGACGAAGCACUCCCCGCUCAAGAAGCACAUUAUCACUUCGGCGGCGCACCGACGCAGUGCGGACGUCGUCGUCACCUCGCAGGACUCCAACCAGCCCCAGAUAGUCACAGUCGCAGUCUCUGACAGCUUGAAGGUGCGCUUGGCGAGUCAGGCGGCGGCGGUUAGCGGCGCGGGCGGCGGUGCCGUCGUGGGCCUCAUACAGAACGGGCCCUUCACCGCGCUCGCGUUGCCCGUCUCGCAGCGGGACGUCGUGACAGCCAGCGUGGGCAGCGUGGGCACGACGAGCAACGUGGUGAAUAUGGCGACAGUCGGGAGUGUCGGCAGUGUAGGCACCGUGGGUAGCGUGUCGAGCGCGACGGCGACGCGGCGCGUGGGCGCUCCGCUGGUGCAGCUGGCGCCCGCCGCGCUCGCUCACAAACCGCUGCAGCUGCACCCGCCGCCCGCCGUCGUGGUGGCGCCCCACGUGCACCACGUGCCCUCCAGUAAGCUGAAAGUGCUGCACGCGCACCCGCUUACGCACACGCAGCGCGCGCAGUUGCUGCAGAACCGCUCCCUCGCCCAACUGCCCACCGUAGUCUCCCUCGCCGCCCUCGGGGACGGGAAGCCCAUCCUCAAGGCCGCCCCGGGCUCCGUCACGCAAUACUUUGAGAUCAAAAGCGGCCAACUGGGCAAGGGGCCGCACUUGGUGAACGUGGUGCGCCAGCCGCAGCCCGGCAAGGCCACCGUCGCCCGGCUCGAUAUCAACGAGGCGCGGAAGCGGCAGGUGGUGUUCGACGGAGCGCUCAAGGGCAACAUGACAGCGGCGACGCGGCCGCAUCGCGUCAGCGUCAGUCUCGACGGGCGGCAGAUCGUGCGCGCCGCGCUGCCCGUGCGCGCGCCCAGCGUGCGACACCAGAUACAGCUCAAGAACCGCACCGUGCAAGUAGCCGCGCCCCUCGCCCGCCCCACCGAGCCCGCCACCUCCAUCACCAUCGCCGCGCCCGCGCACACCUCCAUACCCAGCUCCGUGGUCGCCAACCUGCUGCACAAAAACGUGCAGCUCCCCAAGGGCGGACAGAAGAUCGCCAUCUCCGGCCCCGGCGGCCUGACCGGCAACGUGCAGGCCAUCGCCUUCUCCACGGCGCAACUCAAGGCGCGCCAGGCGAGGCUAAUCGCUCAGCCACGCCCACCACCCGUUGCCGAGAUCGUGGAAGCGACGACCGCGCCGGCGGCGUCGUCUUCGGGUAUGGCGAGUGGGCUGAGCGGGUCGCUGCCGGGCGCGCUGUCCGGCGAGGCGCCACUAGAGGGCGGCGGCGAGGCCGAGGACGCGGCCACCAACGGCGCGGUGCGGCGGCGCGCCGGCGACACGCUGCCCAUGGAGGUCACGUGA